Thalassophryne amazonica is the source of this 1640-nucleotide messenger RNA. It is a transcript of the gene htatsf1, whose product is annotated as HIV-1 Tat specific factor 1. The record is from RefSeq and is a predicted model, not a curated record. Gene Ontology annotation, biological process: mRNA splicing, via spliceosome. Bases 92 to 1456 code for a protein of 454 amino acids. Gene Ontology annotation, cellular component: U2-type spliceosomal complex; U2 snRNP. NCBI's taxonomy places the organism in Eukaryota, Metazoa, Chordata, Actinopteri, Batrachoidiformes, Batrachoididae. The transcript has 10 exons. Gene Ontology annotation, molecular function: RNA binding.
GUUUGCCUUCUGCUCGGUAACCAACAACGCGCAUGCGCAUUCAGUCCGUGACACAGGAAGUAGUUCUUUCAAGUGGCAUCGCGGACUAAAGAUGAGCAAUUCAGAUGUCAACAAGGAGUUUGCUGAGCAGCUACGUAUGCAGGAACUCUACAGUCAGAGAAAUGAGGAUGGCUCUGACCCGUGCACAUAUACUGAUCCAGAGGACGGCACCAUGUAUGACUGGGAUCAUGAAAAGAAAGCCUGGUUCCCAAAGAUAACAGAGGACUUCAUUGCAGCCUACCAGGCUAACUAUGGCUUCAAUCAAGAAGAUCCAGAUGCUAAAAAUGCUGCAGUGAGUAGCAGUAACGCAGUAGCCCCAAAGCCAGACAGCAAGCCUCCACAAAAAGAGACUCUCGAAAAUACUGUUCAGAACCCAAACCCAGACCAGCAUGAAACCCCAGCUACAGAAGCCAAGCAGAAAGGGGAGAAGAGGAAAGCAGAACCAGGAUGGUUUAAUAUCGACAAAGAGAAAAACACAAACGUCUAUGUGUCAGGUCUACCUCCAGACAUCAGCAUUGAAGAGUUUGUUGAUUUGAUGUCUAAAUGUGGCAUUGUGAUGCGAGACCCAGUCACAGAUGAAUACAAGGUCAAACUCUACAAGGACAAAGAUGGCAAUCUGAAAGGAGAUGGUCUUUGCUGCUAUCUCAAGAAGGAAUCUGUGGCGUUGGCAGAACGUCUGAUUGAUGAAACAGAGGUUAGAGGUUACAGAAUCCAUGUGGAAGCAGCACGUUUUGAGCUGAAGGGGGAGUAUGAUGCCAGCAAGAAGAAGAAGAAGAGCAAAGAUUAUAGAAAGAAGCUACAGCAGCAACAGAAACAGUUGGACUGGAGGCCAGAAAAACAAGAAGCAGCAAGGAAGAGACAUGAAAAAGUCGUCAUCAUCAGGAACAUGUUCCAUCCUAGUGACUUUGAGGAAGACCCGCUGGUGUUGAACGAGUACCGUGAGGAUCUACGGACAGAGUGUGAGAAGUUUGGGGAGGUCAAGAAGGUCCUGAUUUUUGAUAGACACCCAGAUGGUGUGGCAUCCAUCGCCUUUAAGGAGCCAGAAGAAGCUGACACGUGUGUUCUGGCAUUAAAUAGCCGUUGGUUUGGAGGAAGGCAACUGUCUGUUGAGCUCUGGGAUGGAACGACAGACUAUCAGGUGGAAGAGACAACAAGAGAGCGGGAGGAGCGGCUGAAGGGCUGGUCCAGUUUUCUCGAUGGAGGAGCUGGAGCCCAGCAGGGCAGCAGUACCACCACACCAACAGAGGGCGCCACCACCACAGAAAGGCUGGAGCCAUCAAGCAGCACAGAGCCUGAGCCGAGCUCAGACGGGUCCAAAGAGGAUCCAGGAGCAAAACCAGAGCCCUCACAGCAGCAAGAACAAGAAGUGGAGUCCACAGACAGCAGCCUGGCUGGGAGUGAUGAUGAGCAAGCCUAGACAUUUCACAUGCACAUCUUUAUUCCCUGUGGCAACCAGUUAGGACAGUCCUGUUGAAGGUGAACUGCAGCGUGUGUUUUCAUUGAAAGAUUUGGUCAGUGUUAUGUGUUGGUUCCCGUUGAUUGAAGUGUAAGUAGACGUGUACACAACACUCUGAUUAAUCCUGAAUACACAUUUUUCCUGU